AUGCUAGAACCUGAAGAAUCUAGCAUCUCGGCAAGAUCAGAGGGAGGUGCAACAACCUUAUCUGGAACCAUGCAGCUUUUAUCACAAUACAAUGAUCAUACCCAGGAAAGAGACAAGAGCUUAGAGCAAGUAGAAGAUCGGGAACAACAUGCAGGGCAGGCGGAUUACGACGAUCUUUUCAAAGAAAAUGUCAAGUUGAAACUUCAGUUAGAAGAGUAUGAAACGGAAAUCAUUAGCCUGAGGAAAUUCAUCGAAGUCUUGAAGAAUAAUCGAGGACUCUCUCCCGACUCAAUUGAACAAAAGCUUCUUGUUGACGAGCCACCCAAAGAGCCCACACUCCCGCCUCGAUCAGCGGAAAGGAAGCGGAACACGAAAGGUCUUUCGCUAAAUGCACCAAGUGAGUUACAUGGGUCAGACUUGAAGACCCGCCAUCUUCUCUCCCCCGCCGAUCCUGUUCCGCGCGGGAAGUCUUCAAUUAAGUCAAAUCCUACAGUGCUUCCGAAACCGCAAGAUAAUGACCCUCUUCUCUCGCCCCGAGAGCUUGAUCGCAUCCGCAGAUCCAGUUCGUCAUAUUCGAAUAUGAUAGCGGCCAGUCCUGCUACUUCCAUGGCCUAUACAACCUCCAGAAUCUCGCCAUCCAAGAGUAAUAAGCAGGGUGCUAAAGAUGAUGAGCAGACUACUCUCGCUUCAGAGAGGAGCUCUCUCAGCAGGCAAGAGUCAAAAAUUGGUGGCACACCGAUACGGGAUACUGUAAGCUCACCCUUACGACAGACAUUUGGGGGGAACAUGCAGCAAGCACUUGGAGAUAAUCCUGCAAGUAAGUCGUAUCCAAAGAGUCCUGUUCCCAACCUGCUCGCUAACGAAAGGGGAAACCUUGAUUUCUCUCCGUCAUCCAAACAAAAUUUGAACAACUUUGCUGAGAUGUUGGAAUCGAGCUUCGAGAACCAAAAUUCUGCUGCUGUGGAUAAUGGGCCUUCAACCAGACGAAGCGCUUCUCCAUUCUUGGGUUCUCCCGUUACCUUAAAGAAGCCUAUGAAAUCGCCACUGUUAAGCCCAAAUGCACAAACUCGAAUGAAGUCAUUACAGUUUUCUGCAGACGAGCGACCUCCCACAAAUCUCACGUCACAAACCUUGCUUUUUCCUGAUCAAUUUUCCCCAAGAUCUUUUAGCAACCGGAGUUUUCCUACAGCACCAAAUCCAAGCGGUGCAUUCACCGCUCAGAUAAACCGGGAAGGCUCUACAAAAUCAUUAACUGACUCCCAAAGUGUCGUAUCGGACAUCCCAUUAUUCAUACAGCCUGCAGAGCUGGACAGUAUAAGAAUCGAUGUUAUUUCGACUUUUCACAGAGAUCACGACGCGCUCGAUGAUGUUGAUAAUAUUCUUUUUAGUGUUAUCGACAAAAAGUCCAGCCAAGAGAUGUUCCGCUUUUCCAAGACAAUUGAUCGAAUCUAUGAACUAGAUGUUUACUUGAAGUGUCAUAUGGACACCAUCAUAUUGCCACCGUUACCCGAGAGACAAUAUUUUGAGGCCACUUCCCCAGUAAAAGUCGAUUAUAGGAGAGAGAAGCUCAACGACUACUUCAGUUGCCUCUACAGUUCCCCACAGCUUCCUCCUUCCGUGAGGCUGAAAAUGGCAAAAUUCAUCAGCACGGAUACCGUAAUGAACCCCCCUACCGGCGAUUAUGCCAAAGAAGGUGUUCUCUUACUACGUAAAAGCAAGACUUUAGGUACUCCAAGCAGCUGGCGUGUUGUCUAUGCCGCUUUACACGGAGGAUGUCUAUCAUUUUUGGACAAGGGCCACGUAACGGAGAAUAUCAAAUUACAGCAUGCAGUGAUCGAAUUGCAGGCUAAUUUACCUGACGACAAACAUGGGACCAAAAAUGGCUUUAUUGUCGUCGUUCCAAAAAAAGGUGGACUUUCCAGUGGGACAAAAUAUUACUUCUGCUGUGAGAGUCCUAGAGAAAGGGAAUCUUGGAUUUCUAACCUAACUGAAUUUGUAGAAGUUUCCGCAGCGACAAGUUUUUCAGUACACAACAAGUCUGAGAAUUCCAGUGUAUUGGACCAUUCCUCUGUUGGCAACGACACGUCUACCGACAUAGCGCCGAGCUACUUAGGUCCUAUGGCAAACUUGCAGGAACCUGUCACUGCAGCUCCUACACAAGGUUCAGACGUCAAUAUCACUGAUGAAGAGAGAGAGUCGAAAAGAAGCAGAAUGAGGAGUUUUUUUCCUUUCAAGAAAGCCAGCUCGCAGACUCCCACACAUUCAGAAUUUUCGCACAGCAAUGGUAAUGAGAGGGGAGCUUCAACCACAGCAACUAAUGAACUGUCUAUCGAAAAAUCCUUGCAGGCCAUGGAUUUGAACGCCGAACCUGCAUCUGAUAAAGUUUUCGGUUCGACUUUGGUCAACUGUCUGUCUUUGAGUUCACAUUUGUAUCAAGGAUCCUAUAACGUUCCGAGUAUUGUCUACAGAUGCAUGGAAUAUUUGUAUCGCAACCAUGGGAUAGAGGAAGAGGGAAUAUUCAGGAUUAGCGGCUCCACCGUCCUUAUUAAAUCACUCCAGGAGCGAUUUGAUAGAGAUUACGAUGUGGAUCUUUGUGAUUUCAACAAAUCUGUGGCUACAGGUAACAACGAAAGCAGCUAUACAUCUGGGCUUGUUGAUGUCAAUACCGUGACGGGGUUGCUUAAGCUGUACUUACGGAAACUACCACACUCAAUUUUUGGAGACGACAUGUUUAUAGAGUUCAAAGAAGUGGUAGACUCAAAUUUGAGGAGUCCUGGCCAGAUAGCACUAGAGUACCGUCGGCUGAUUAAUUCCAACGAAAUGCGGAAUGAGAAUUUGUCAUUGAUCUACGUUUUGUUCGAGCUGCUGGUGAAAAUCAACCAAAAAAGUGCAAUUAACAAGAUGAAUCUGCGAAACCUUUGCAUUGUAUUCUCGCCGACUCUAAAUAUCCCUGUGAAUGUAAUCCAGCCUUUUGUUGUUGAUUUCAAUUGUAUUUUCAAGAACGAUGAUCCCAUCAGCGAAGCUAUGAGAGAGGAAUUAGAUGUCAACAUCCCUCAACUAUAG
Molecule: messenger RNA, 3063 nt
Organism: Lachancea dasiensis
Lineage: Eukaryota; Fungi; Ascomycota; Saccharomycetes; Saccharomycetales; Saccharomycetaceae
Source: the annotation of a GenBank genome assembly